Molecule: messenger RNA, 3390 nt
Organism: Branchiostoma floridae (Florida lancelet)
Lineage: Eukaryota; Metazoa; Chordata; Leptocardii; Amphioxiformes; Branchiostomatidae
Product: ETS domain-containing protein Elk-3-like
Exons: 4
Coding region: 423-1730 (435 amino acids)
Biological process (GO): cell differentiation; regulation of transcription by RNA polymerase II
Cellular component (GO): nucleus
Molecular function (GO): DNA-binding transcription factor activity, RNA polymerase II-specific; sequence-specific DNA binding
Source: RefSeq, a predicted model, not a curated record
GAUAAGUUGUUUCUGUAGAAAAAAGAGCGAGUUCCCGCCAUCCCUAUUAGGAGAGUGGUAUCGCCCUGGUAAUGUUUAGUCACGACCCGACGACAAGUGCGUCAUCGAUGACGUCAGAGCAGCCCAUCCCACGCCGCGCGGCUCUGGGCACUGACGUGAGCGCGCCGAUUUAGCAACAUGACAGCAUUAGGGCGGAGAGUCAGGGCUCCGGAAGACAAUACCAACACAAAAUCCCGCGUGCACCGCAGAUAGCAGGGUAGAGCAGUCUCAGCGAGUAAGCUUCGGCGGUAGGACGUGUGAAAACACGCGCGUGUAUAGAACACCUGUUAAGCUGCUACUACGUUCCCAUACGUUAUCCGUUACUACUCGGAUCUGAUUGGUUUGUGGCGUAUACGUGCGUAGGAACUUACAACCGUACCAACAUGUGCCAGACAGAGGAAGAAUACUCAGAUUCAAGAGAUAUGGGGGACUUGUGCGAACCACCUGCCAAGAAACUUUGCGUAGAACGCCUGACGGAAGUCGACUCGACUGUAACUAUUAGACCAAAAGGAAUGGAGCCCAACCUGACGUUGUGGCAGUUCUUACUGGAGUUGUUGUUGGACCCGAAGAACGCCAACCUCAUAGCCUGGACGUCCAACGACGGCGAGUUCAAACUGAACAGCGCAGAAGAGGUGGCUCGACUGUGGGGGUUGAGAAAGAACAAGACUAACAUGAACUAUGACAAGUUGUCGCGGGCGCUGCGCUACUACUACGACAAGAACAUCAUCAAGAAGGUGAUGGGGCAAAAGUUCGUCUACAAGUUCGUCAACCUCCCCGCCGUUCUCAAACCCGACGUGAAGCCGUCAGGUCUUCAUCCGAUCGCGCCCGACGUCGGGCGUUCGUCUCCUCAUUUACAUCAGCAUCAAAACAACAUGGCGGCCAUGCAGGGGUACAGCAGCGGCGCCAACACGCACGCGCAGAACGCGUCAGUCAUGACGUCACAGCAUCCUCACUCCUCGGGAGUGGAGAGCGUGCAGCUGAGCGGCCCGCACCACGGGGUGAUGAACACUGUUUCCCACAUGACGGUGCCUCAGCUGCACCUGUCGGCACCGGAGCGCCCGCACCCGCGGCCACACUCCCAGCCGUGCGCUACCCAGUCCGUGCCGGUCAGCCUGCAGUUCCGCACCGCCACGCCAGACACGCUGAGGCGCAGCAGUCCCCACCUCGCCGCCACCACGGUCUUCAACCCAGUCUCCACCAAGUCCUUCGAGUUCCACCACCACCAGAUGACGUCCUCGGCGAGCCACUUCACACAGAGCACCGCCACCUCCACCAUCCACCGCCCGGCGGUGUCACGCCACAGGCCGCACUUCAUCUCCAUUCCCAACAUCAUCAGCGUCGACUCGCCCAUCAAGAGCCCCACCCUGACCACUAGACCCACCGGCGCCCCCGAUAGCCUCACCACCACACACUUCAGCGCACAGACGCCGAUCAUGGUCACCUCCUCCCCCUCCCCCCUCAUCCCUAACGGUCAGACCGGCACCCCCGUCAUCCCCCUCCACUUCUGGAGUACCCUCUCCCCGGCCGCAGCCCUCAGUCCCCGCUUCACCCCGUCUUCAAACCACUUCCAGUUCCCGGCCAUCACGGGGUCCGGCUCCAUGCCCGUAGCCAUCGGCGUCCCCGUCAACUCCUUCACCGGCCUCCCCCUCUCCCCCCUCAUCCUAUCCCCGGGGUUUCAAAAGGUCUACUGACUAGCCGACGAGGACCAAAAUAAGAGAGGACCAACUAGAUCUAGAACCCCCUCCCCAGAAUCCAGGCUUUAAAAACCCGGAACAUCUUCUCCCAAAACCGCGAUCUUUCGCAUGGAUGAAAAUUUUAAAACUGAGCGCUGGCCGCCAGUGGACUGAAUAAAACCAAGGACUUUUCUGCAUUAGCUUGUAUUGCAAUUACGUAGAUUUCGUAGACUUUGUACAAGACCCAUGCGUGGUUGUCUUUUAAACCGCUCUUUGUAAAUUUGCCAGAAAAAAAGGGGAUUUCCACAAGUGACAACUUUGAACACUACGUUCAUGAGGACCAACUAUAGGGAGUUGUAAAAAGACGAGUAUGAUUUUGCCAAAAUUUUACUUCUUCUCAUAUGAGCACAUUUUGGUGAUAGAAUUUGAAUUGGACCACAAAGACGAUAUUGUCGUCGGAUGUUUCUUUUUGUUUAUUAUUUGCGACCGUUCAAAGAACGGAGAUGUAUAAAGAUAGGUCUUAGAAUUCAGUCAAAGAAGUAACAGUUUAGACAAAACUUCAGACAUUUUGGUUUGAUACCACACUCUUGCCCCAUCCAAACCCAACUUGUGGAUUAUUUCCUUGACUGAGUUCAGAAAAUGUCUGUUCAUUGUGAUAUAAAAUGUAUUUAUAUAAGUUUUGUCCUGUUGAUAUGGAAGACUCUAUAUUUAUUGUGGUCAUAUACUGUAUGCUACUUUGUAAAAGUGCCGUAUCACCAAAAUAUGAUCUUCGUCGGAUAUUUUAUGAUGUUCUAUUGUAGUUAAAAAGUGAAAGUGAAUUAUGAAAAAAAUUCUUCUGUGAUUUCUCAAGACAGGAUAUUUUUCUACUUAUAUUUACUGUAAAAGUCGUGCACUUGUUUCAGACCAUCGACAGAAGUUAUAACAUGGCUUCUCCCAUCUCACUGAUUUGAAUAUUUGUGUAGUAUUCACUGACUUACGGCCGGGCGGGCCAACAUUUGAUUGUAUUUAAUGCUGCGGUCACGAUUGCACCGGUGCCCGUACGGACUGUACUGUAGCCCCGGUCGGGUUCCGAAGCGAAAAUAAUUGUCCCGGUGGACUGCCGAAUAUCACGGGGGUUCCUCUCGGUAUGCUCACGAUUAGCAUAUUUGUUACCGGGUCCCUGGUUUAUUUUAAUUUCGAGUUAAAAUUAACCCGGGGCCCGGCCGUGUCCAAAAAAUAACCCGGUACCCGUAGGGGCCACGCACGGGUCACACCCGAAAGUUGUGUAUAGCCCGUAAACUACCGGAGGGGCUCCUUUUUCCAAUCGUGACCGGAGCAUUAUAAUUAUGGCACAUUUUCACUCUGAAGACACUUGUACGUGUACAAACGAUCUCCACUGUUCCUUUAUUGGUGCGUUUGCUCAUGUUAAACCACAGAAGUAUUCAACACAGAUAGAUUUUCAACGUGAUCAUCAAUCUUCGGUGUUUCAAUCCGUUCUUGUAGAUAUAACUUUGGUGCGACACCUUCUACAUACACGAUUUUGUCAGAAGAAUAACAUAAUGGAAGAACGAAAAGCCAUGAUUUUUAAGAUGGACGAAAAACUAGAGUUUAAAGUGCACGCAAUACGUUGGGACAUUUUGAACAUAUUUGUAAAGCUCUCCUUGCUAUUGCUUGAUAUAAUAAAGACUUUUAUGACGUA